GCUAAGCGACUAGUAGUCGGCUCUAUACAUCUAAUCACACACACACACUAUACAACAACAAACAACGUGUUUAAACGCCGUUGCCGUGCCCAGUCCGUGUUCGAUCGGCGGAUCCGACCGCAGUGCCGUCGUGUUUAUUAUUGUUAUUUUUUUUUUUAUCCGCUACACAUUUUAGACACCGCCGAGUGAGUGUGUGUGUGUGUGCAUCGUGAUACUGCAGCAAAGUAACUCGCGGUACUCGUACCGCGAUAUUAUUAUUAUCAUUGAUAAACCCGCGUUUGACUGAAAGUUUUUCGCAACUGCAGUUGUCGGCGAGCGGUGUGUUUUUUUUUAUCCUCUACCGCCAGCCGACCGUCGUCGUGACGAAGCGUCCGCGAGAACAUUGUUAUGACAUCGACGACCGUAACCGCCGGGACGCAGCCGUGUGGUCGAUGAACGCCGUUUGUCUCUGGUUGUCCGUGUGUGUGUGCGUCUCUCUCUUUCUCGCACACUCUUUUUUGCUCUCUCCGUCUCUCCCGUCCGUCCGUCCGUUCGUCUCUCCCCGUUAAACGCCGCCGCCGCCGCCGCCACCACCCCCCGUCCGUCGUCGCGAUGGUGAUGAUGACGAUGACGACGAUGAUACCGCUGCUGAUACCGCGGCCGCCGCUGCCGCUGAUACGUUGAUAACCGCCGCGCUGCCUUUGCGUGUUGUAUAAACAACAACAACGCCGCCGCCGCCGCCGCCGACGGGACCAUCACCGGAACGGACGACGGCGUCUGCUGCUGCUGCUGGUGUCUUCAUCAUUGCCGCGUACACGCGCGCUCGCCGGUCGUUUACACAAAACGACAACAACACGAAUAACUGUAUUGCCUUUGUUUUUUAUCAUUAAAAUUUAAAUAUAUUACUUUUUUUUUUAAAUUUAAUACUUACCUAACCGUGUUAACCGUGAACCGUGUGUGUCGUUAACCGCGCGCGCCACAAGUAUUUUCAAAAUUCGGCCAAGUACACGCACCUACCUACCUUUUGUAUAGUAGUAAUUGCCAAAAUCCGCGGCGUGCGAAAAUUUGAAAAAAACCGCUCAAUUUUCGGUUCUCAAGUUUUCAAGUCUUCUGUGUGUGUGUCCGGCUAUACAUAAUAAUAAUAUAUGGCCGCCAACAUGUACAGAGUCGGAGAUUACGUGUACUUUGAAACGUCCAACUCGACUCCGUUUCAAAUCAGGCGUAUCGAAGAGCUCAACAAAACCGCCAACGGCAAUGUCGAGGCCAAAGUGAUGUGCUUUUUCCGCCGUCGCGACCUGCCCAGCACUCUGAUCGUGUUGGCCGACAAACAUCAACAAGCCGCCUCUUCCACGUCGGACGAAUGCAGAGGCAUCAAAAAGAACACGGUGAUGUCGAUAAAACCGGGGAAAGACGGCGGUAGCACGACACACCAUCCGCCGCAACCCAACUCCGAUAGAGAGUGCAGUAACAAUUCCGCUGAAAACGACGAGUCUCCCGCGGCGGCGAUGGAUUGCUCAUCGUCGGCGGCCGAAAACGAGACAGAGACCAAAAUCGACGCCGCAGGGCCGGUGGCGGCGGCGACCACUAUCGAAAACGACGUCGGCAACAAUGAGAAAAAAGACGCGCCCAACCCGACCGUGCAGCACAGACUGAAACAGAGAGAGCUGUUCUUGUCGAGACAAGUGGAAACCCUGCCGGCGACUCACAUCCGCGGAAAGUGUUCGGUCACGCUGUACAACGAAACCGAAGCGUUUGACAGUUAUUUGGAUAGAGAGGACACUUUUUUCUAUUGUUUGGUGUUCGAUCCCAAUCAAAAAACCUUGUUGGCCGACAAAGGUGAAAUCCGCGUCGGUCACAAAUAUCAAGCGGAGAGUUUACCGACGCCGAAAACUGCGUCGAAAACCGCUUUGACCAACAACACUAGUGCGGCGGAAGACGGUUCCGAGAACAAUGGAGUCGACGAAGCAGUAGACAACAAGGACAGAGAUAGCGCAGACUUGGAAACUCUAGUGUGGACUUCGGCUCAUCAAUUGACCGACCGUCAGAUAGAUCAGUUUUUAGUCAUAUCCAGAUCCCUGGGAACGUUUGCUCGCGCCCUGGACUGUUCCAGUUCGGUGAAACAACCCAGCUUGCACAUGUCUGCGGCGGCCGCCUCCCGAGACAUCACCCUGUUCCACGCCAUGGACACGUUGCACAGGCACAACUACGACCUGGGAACGGCCACGUGUUCGCUGGUGCCCAGCACGGGCCCGGUGUUGUGCCGCGACGAAAUGGAAGAAUGGUCGGCCAGCGAGGCCAAUCUGUUUGAAGAAGCGCUGGAAAAGUAUGGCAAGGAUUUCAGCGACAUCCGCCAUGAUUUCCUGCCGUGGAAAACGCAAAAGAACAUUGUAGAGUACUAUUACAUGUGGAAGACUACCGACAGGUACGUGCAGCAGAAGCGCGUCAAAGCCGUCGAAGCAGAAUCAAAAUUAAAACAAGUGUACAUACCCAAUUAUAACAACAGCGGCAACAAAAACCAAAUUACCGGCUCCAAUCCCGCUGCGAUCAAAUCGUCGGCUCAUCACAAUCAAAUGGUCAACGGCAAUGCCAACGCACUAGAGCUGUACGGCGGCUCCGGAAAGAACUCGGGCGGAGUGUUGACUCCCGGCUGCUGCGACUCUUGCGACGUUACCAUGUCCACACAAUGGUAUCCUUGGUCGAGCAACGGCGGCAACGUGUACGCUUCAAACGCCGCAUCUCUGUGCCACGACUGUUGGACGUAUUGGAAAAAGUACGGCGGACUCAAGUCCACCAGUGGUGGCAGCAACAACGUGAACAGGAAAUCUGCAGCGAUCACAAAUGUCGGCAACAUGUCCGGCGACGAAGAGAGGCCGCUGUCAAACCAUUCGGCAACGUCGUUGGUGAUCAACCAGAACAGUAAAAGUUGCGGUGCCGGUGGCGUCGGCGGCGUUCCCGGUAACAAUUCGAAAUCCAUACAACAGCAAAUGUACAUGGCGCCGCACAGAUGCACGAUACUGGGUUGCGGCAAAGAGUUCAAAGUGAAAGCGCAGCUGUUGCGCCACUACAGCGGAGCGCACGGCAUAGGCAUCCACGGCGGAGAUUUGGCCGGGCCCGGCGGACCGAACACUACUGGCGGCGGUCCGUUACAGGGAGGGCCGCCGCAACAAUCGUUGCAACAACAAGUGCAGAACCAUUUGUUGGGCGGCUCCGGCGGAGUGAAUCUUUCUCAGCAGCACCAGCACCAGCAGCAGCAACAACAACAACAGCAACAACAACAACAGCAACAACAACAACAACAACAACAACAACAACAACAAGUCAUGAACUUGGUUUCUCCCGGCGGCCAAAACGCAGCUGCCGUCGCCGCCGCGGCGGCCGUUCUCAAUCAACAGCAGGCGGCCGGCGGAGGUGUCGGCGGCGGCAGUGGACGGCCAGUGAUGAAAACGCGAACCGCUUUCUACCUGAGAUCCACGCCGUUGGCCAAAGCGGCCAGGCGCGCUUGUUCCUUGCACCUGGUACCCGGAAGCGUGACCACCGGCAACGCUCAUCCCCAGCGAGCGUUGCGACCCAGGCACGUGGCCCGAUCCCCAUUCUCUUCCAUACCGAUCGCGCACUCGGUGAAACAAGAAUGCCAACUUCAGUUGCAAAACAAAACCAACGCCGAGCUCAAGUCGUACGUCAAGACGUUGUCCGCGGGCAGCGGAACCCGAGUGAGACAAGGCGUGACGUUGGUGGCCAACGCUUUGGCGGCGUCGCGGAACCGAGAGCUGACCGUGCCCGAGUGGCUGCGCAUUGGCGGCCAGAGCCACAAGCAGAAUAAACAUUUAGCGUUCCCGAAACCGCCAAAAGGACCAGACGGUAGCUUGCUGUACGAGAAAGUGCCCAACAAAGAACAAUUGUUACAAAUUCAACAACAACAACUGCAACAACAGCCCGGCGCUCCGUUCACCACCACGGACGUGUACAGCAACAACAGCAGUUCGAAGAGACGCAAUUACGAAGAAUCUAAUGGCGUUGUGCCCCAAGCCGGACCGCCUUCGAAACGCAUGCACAGGCCGUCGGCCAACAACCCUGCCCAGCCGUUGCUGCCGUCCUCGCCGGCCGACGCCAACGUACCGAGACCGGGCACCGCUCCGGCUCCGACAGCUCAACAACUCUUCGGCGCCGGAGUGCCGGCCAGCUCGGCAGCCGCCGUCGCAGCGGCCAUCAAUCAUUUGUCCAGCAACCCCCUGCUGGCACAACUGGGUGCUGCCGGCGGCGGUCCCGCUCAACCGGGAGCCGCCGUUCCCGGUGCCCCGCCGGGCGCUCAGCAGCAACAACAACAGCAGCUGCUCAACGGCGGCGGCGGCGGCACCGGCGGAUCGCUGGCGGCCAGCAGGACGCAGGGCAACCGGCCGCACGCCGGCGGCCGGACACCGUCGAUGCAGAGGACGGGCCGCAAGCACGUCAUCUCUUGGUCGGACGCACCGGACGACCUCUACUAUCUGUCCAACAGUUUUUCAAAGAAAUGCAGAAAGCAGAUCACGGGCAAACAGUUGCGAAGAGCCGCCCGCAAGCCGUGGAGACCCAUCCAGCCGGGCGGAGGAGCAACGGCGGUGGCCAGAGCCGGCGGCGGUGCGCCUCCGUCGUCCGGCGGCAGCGCGGCGUCGGCGGCCGCCAUGUGUCUGACCAUGCCGCCGUCGGCGGUGCAGCAACAACAACACCACCAACCCCCGUCGAUAGCCGACGCGCUCAGCACGUUGGGCAACCGACCGUUGAUUUCGUCGUCCGGCAUGGGCAUCAUGCAGUCGCUGAUACAGCCGCCCGGCGGGAUGGUCAUGCCGCCCACGUCGGCCACGCCGCCCGGUCUCAUGGGCUCCGCCGGCGCCGCCAACGUGUUGGCCGCGGCCGGCCUGAUGCAACACCAACAGCAGACGACGGCCAUCAAGGACUUUCUGGCGCGGACCGGAGCCGGCGGCGGAAGCGGCCACUAGUAGAAAUAUAAUUACAAUAUCACCGCCGCCGCUAUUGGUUUUUCAUUUUUUUUUGUAAUCAACCAAAAUGUAAUAAUAAUACUAUUUUUCACGACAUUUUUACUCUGCGGGGGGAGGGCACCCUCCCCUCUUUGCCUAGAUUAAUUAUUUUUCACAUUUCGUUUUUUUUUUAAUUAUAAAACUUUUUUUUUUUGUACAUGCAUUGAUUUAUAGCGCGCCAUUGUAAUACCUCCCCCCACCCCACCACCACCACCCUCACCCCCACCACCACUACUAUUACUGUUGUCUUGAAAGGGUUUUUGUUUUCUUUUGACAGAUACCGGUAACCGCAUACCGGAUUCGACGUUUCUCUCGGGGUGUUUGUAUUAUUAUUAUUUGCGCUUUUGUCGUCGUAUAUAUUAUGUAUUAAAAAACGACAACAUUUUUUUUGUACUCGACUACUCAAAACGUAUUAUUUCAAUUUUUUUUUGUCUACGUACACCACACGAUAUAUAUAUUUUCUUACCGAUUUUUCUCCACUUGAGCAUAAAAAAAAAACAAAUAUUUUUUUUGAAAACCCUUUUUGUGACAAUUUUUUAAAUUAUUAUUAUAUACAUACAUUAAUUAUAUUUAAAUAUGUACAAUACAUACAUACAUAAUACCGUAGAGUACAGUAAUUUUGCGUCUAUAUUUUGAAUUAAAAUGUGUCCCUACCUCCCUCCAUCCCUCUCCACCCUUAGAGUUUGCGUAUAUAAUUUUUAGUGUGUAAGUGUACAUAUAAAUGAUGAUGACGAUGAAAACCUCGAUUUAAGACAAUUUUUAAAAAUGUGUAACAACAACAAUUAUUAUUAGGACACGUUUCGAAAAAAUAAAAAAAAAUAUAUAUAAAAAAUAUA
Adelges cooleyi (spruce gall adelgid) is the source of this 5827-nucleotide messenger RNA. RefSeq lists its product as uncharacterized. The transcript has 15 exons. Gene Ontology annotation, molecular function: transcription corepressor activity; transcription coactivator activity; histone deacetylase binding. Lineage: Eukaryota; Metazoa; Arthropoda; Insecta; Hemiptera; Adelgidae. The record is from RefSeq and is a predicted model, not a curated record. Gene Ontology annotation, cellular component: NuRD complex; nucleoplasm. The coding region runs from base 1125 to 4952 and encodes 1275 amino acids. Gene Ontology annotation, biological process: negative regulation of transcription by RNA polymerase II.